This is a messenger RNA of Fulvia fulva, 333 nucleotides long. RefSeq lists its product as uncharacterized. The record is from RefSeq and is a predicted model, not a curated record. The transcript is spliced from 2 exons. Lineage: Eukaryota; Fungi; Ascomycota; Dothideomycetes; Mycosphaerellales; Mycosphaerellaceae. Bases 1 to 333 code for a protein of 110 amino acids.
AUGGUCAUCUUGACGGUCCCGACAUUGUUCUUCGUCAAGCCACGCUUGCCGGUAUCUGCUGCGAGUGCUCUGCGGCCUCAAUAUCUGUCCUUCGUGAAGCAUCGUCCCUUCUGGAUAUUCCAGCUCGGCAAUAUCGCGCAGUCACUCGGCGUCUUCUUACCGCCGAUCUGGAUGCCGUCUUUUGCUCUCUUGAUCGGUCUGCCAUCACAUGCAGGACCACUUAGCGUAGCUCUGUACACCAUAUACCUAGGAUGGGUCGCGGGUCGAUACCACAUCUCUCAAGCCAUCCUGAUCUCUACUAUCGGCUCCCUGGUCGCAGUCUUCGUCUUCUGA